UGCAGGCGGCGAAAUGGGGAAGAUGGCGGCGGCCGUGGGCUCUAUGGCGACGCUGGCGGCAGAGCCGGGAGAGGACGCCUUUCGGAAGCUUUUCCGUUUCUACCGGCAGAGCCGCCCCGGGACCGCAGACCUGGGAGGAGUCAUCGACUUCUCGGCGGCCCAAGCAGCCUGCGGCACCGGGCCUGGGGCCCUCAAGGUGGUCAGAUCUCCGCUAAGUGUGUCCUCCGUGAGUGAGCAUGAUGCACAUAGAGCAGGACUUCAGCCAGUCAGCAAGUGGCGAGCCUAUGGACUUGAAGGCUAUCCCGGGUUUAUUUUUAUCCCAAACCCCUUCCUCCCAGGUUACCAGUGGCACUGGAUAAAGCAGUGCCUUAAGUUAUAUUGCCAGAAACCUAAUGUAUGCAACCUGGACAAACACAUGACUAAGGAAGAAACCCAAGAUCUGUGGGAACAGAGCAAAGAGUUUCUGAGGUAUAAAGACUUAAAUAAACGAAGACCCCGAAGUUUACUAGAGAAAUUACGCUGGGUGACCCUAGGCUACCAUUACAACUGGGAUAGUAAGAAAUACUCAGCAGAUCAUUAUACACCUUUCCCUUCUGACCUGGCUUUCCUCUCAGAGCAAGUAGCCGCUGCCUGUGGGUUUCAGGAUUUCCAAGCUGAAGCAGGUAUCCUGAAUUACUAUCGAUUAGACUCCACACUAGGAAUCCACGUGGACAAAUCUGAGCUAGAUCACUCCAAACCCCUGCUAUCAUUCAGCUUUGGACAGUCUGCCAUCUUUCUCCUGGGCGGCCUCAAAAGAGAUGAAGCCCCCACCGCCAUGUUUAUGCACAGCGGUGACAUCAUGGUAAUGUCAGGUUUCAGCCGCCUGUUGAACCAUGCCGUCCCUCGGGUCCUGCCAAGUCCGGAGCGGGAAAGCCUGCCCUGCUGCCUUGCGACGCCUCUCCCAGCUGUGCUGCCCAGAGACUCAAUGGUGGAGCCCUGUUCAGAAGAGGACCGGCAGGUGUGUGCCAGCUACUUAAAAACUGCUCGUGUUAACAUGACUGUCCGACAGGUGCUGGCCACAGACCAGGACUUCCCUCUGCAGCCUGUGGAGGAACCUAAAAGAGACGUUGCCACAGAAGGUCUCUGCCAUUUGGAUGGCGAGAGAAGCCCAUUCAAACGAGCACGGUUAAACCCUGACUCUUGAGGUGUGGAGAUGCCAUUCUCCUCCUCGGGCAGGGCUUCUGGUAAAUGACUGUUGCCAUAGAUUUUCCCAAAACAAGCCAAAAACAGGGGAAACUCAUCACUCAUCACAUUGUUUGCUUUGAAACCUAUCCUGAAGAGAGAAGUUGUCAGGCACCGUGUGGAAAGUCCCGGGAAGCAUCGCCUUCCACAGCAGCUUCUCAGCCUCUGCCAUUAUCUCGGGGGAAAGCAGAAGGGAAUUUCCACCUCUAUAAGCUUUUUAAAUACCUCAGGUUUAGUUAAUGGGAAACACAGUAUCCUUCCUACCUCUCUAUCUGGUGAUUUGUGAUAAAUCUGGAGUUCCAUGCAUCAGCCUUUAAUCUCACCUUAAUCCCUCCAGUCACCAUCAAAUCCUUUGCUCUUUUCUGACCUUCACAGAAGAUUUCUACAUUAAUUAAGACAAUCCUACAUGAAUUAAGAAAAGAAAUUAAUCACACUGUCUCUAUUGCCUACAGGGUAAACCCAAGGAAAGGGUGAGAAUAGUUUCCCCCACCAUCCUUCAGGUCUCUAAACUCUCCCUGUUGGCUUUUUAAUGCAGUUUUAGUUGUUGGACUAAAAAAGUCCUGAGGGUAUUCUGUAACUGUUUUCUCCGUGAAUAAACUUACUCGAUUUUAAAUUGAAGCUCUGUACCUGUCAUUGAGGGUUAGUGUAUCUGUGAUUAGUUUUUUUUUCCUAUUUUUACAUGUUAAGUUUUGCAUGUUAUCUCGCUGUUCCUGCUCUACACGUUCUUUGCAGCUUGUGUCACAGAUAAUAUUCCUUAAUACUCCCAUCACUGCUGUCAUUUUUGAUUGUAGACAGCCUGAAAAAUGCACGAAACGUGGAGUUUUAACCUCUAUACCCCAUCUCAGCUUGACUCGCUGUAUCCUGAGCGAAGUUACUUACAUUUCUCUGGACCUCAGUUUCCUCCUUCAUCAAAUGAUAAUAUUUGCUACCAUCUUCCUAGAGGGAUAUUGAUAUUUCAAAUGGGAAUUUAGUGUUCCUUUCUGGAAACGUGUGCCAAAUUUUAUUACUAAAUGGACUCUUAGAAAUAUCCCAGCUUAUUUGCUCAUGUGGAUGUCUGACUGGAAGCCACUUUGAUACCUGCUGCUUGCACCAUGACUUGCUGAAUUUGCAUUCUCUGCCCUGCAUUUCUUUUCCUUACAAGUACUGAAUAUUGAGUUCAUACUAUAAUCUCAGGGAUUUUUUUUUUUAAAGUUUGAUUUAUGCAUACAAGAGCUGGAGUACAGGCCAGAGAUGUGGAGGGUGAGAGGACUCACCAGAGACAGAGUGGGGAACAGAACAGGCGGAUCUACUGAAAUACACUGCUGAGGGGAGCAGCAGGUGAGACAGGAGAGGUCUGCUGCACCAUGCGGGUUGCUCUCUGGCUGG
This is a messenger RNA of Talpa occidentalis (Iberian mole), 2586 nucleotides long. It is a transcript of the gene ALKBH1, whose product is annotated as alkB homolog 1, histone H2A dioxygenase. Lineage: Eukaryota; Metazoa; Chordata; Mammalia; Eulipotyphla; Talpidae. Gene Ontology annotation, molecular function: ferrous iron binding; broad specificity oxidative DNA demethylase activity; oxidative RNA demethylase activity. Gene Ontology annotation, biological process: oxidative RNA demethylation. The record is from RefSeq and is a predicted model, not a curated record. The transcript has 6 exons. Gene Ontology annotation, cellular component: cytoplasm; nucleus. The coding region runs from base 14 to 1183 and encodes 389 amino acids.